Molecule: messenger RNA, 4037 nt
Organism: Salvelinus fontinalis (brook trout)
Lineage: Eukaryota; Metazoa; Chordata; Actinopteri; Salmoniformes; Salmonidae
Product: relaxin-3 receptor 1-like
Exons: 2
Coding region: 469-1728 (419 amino acids)
Biological process (GO): G protein-coupled receptor signaling pathway; immune response
Cellular component (GO): membrane
Molecular function (GO): G protein-coupled receptor activity
Source: RefSeq, a predicted model, not a curated record
UAGCAGGGGAUAGUGUGAACUCAGCAACGGCAAAGGGAAGGGACAGAUUCAAAGUUACUGUCAAGUCUGCGUGAUGUUCAUCUGUUCAGAACUGUUACACUGCUAAAUUCAUACACGGUUGAGUCAGAUGGUCUUUCCAGGUUGUGCUGUGGUCUCCAGGAGCGGAUCCGUGGAACAUUGCCAUCAUCGGAGCAACGGAAGCCCACUAAACGGAUUAUCUUCCAUUCAAGUCAGUGAAUGAAGGACAAUCAAUGAAUGCACAAAGAUUCAUUUCUCAUUGUACCAACCAGGAAUGACCUGUCUUGUACUAUAGUUUCAUAUACAAUUGGAACGUCAGUCGAUGGAAACAGAAAGACCCUCAACUUGAACGGACUAAAACUCCUGCCAUCCGAAAGCUUCUCCUACACAACCACCAUUUAGGAUUGUCUCAACUGUUCUUUUGGUUGUUUUCACCUGGCCACAUCCAAAAUGUCUGAGGCUGACUUCCAUAGACAUGAGCUGUUUAACACGACCCUGUGCAGAUAUCGUGAGGACCCGUCCUGUAACCAUUCCCACCUGAACUUCCAUGACACCAGCAUGGUAUACGAUCUGGACUUCCCUGGCGAUGGCUCCCCCUGGCUGCGCAUCAUCAUCUCUGUGGUUUACUGCACCGUGGCCAUCAUCGGACUGCUGGGCAACCUCCUGGUGCUGCACCUUCUCUGCUCCACCCGGACCAUCUUCAAGAGUACCAUCAACUUCUUUGUGUUCAACCUGGCCCUGGCUGACUUGCUGCUCUCCCUGGUGCUGUCGUUCUGGGCAGUAGACAUCGCCCUGGACUACAGCUGGCCUUUUGGUUUGACCAUGUGCAAGGCCGUGUCCCUCCUGACAGGACUCAACGUCUACGCCAGUUGCUUCUUCCUGACCGCCAUGAGCUUGACCCGCUACUGUUCGGUGGCUACAGCGCUCAAGCCCACUGCACCACUCGGCCGCAAGCUUUGUGAUUCCCGGGUGACCACCGCACUUAUAUGGGCCGGGGCACUGGUGUUUGCUUUACCGCGAGCCCUGUUCGCCGAUCUCAACAGAGUAGGCAUGUCCAGUGACACUGCAUGCCUGCUCAGAUUCCCUAAAGGUACGAAUUGGCUGGCUGUCAACCACCUCCUGAGGCUUCUGUUUGGCUUUCUGUUGCCCUACUUCAUCAUGAUCCUCUCCUACCUACUCAUGCUGCGAUUCCUCUGCCGGCACAAGCUGAAUGGGGUCAACCCACGGCGACAGGCUCAUGUCUCCAAAUCCGUGGCAGUUGUGGUGCUUUCCUUCUGUACCUGCUGGUUCCCGUAUAAUGUGCUAACUCUCUGGAGUUCCCUGAUCCAACUGGACCUCACAGAAAUCAGUCCCUCCUACUACUUUGUCCAGACCUUCCUCUUCCCCCUGGCAAACUGCCUGGCCUUUACAAGUAGCUGCCUCAACCCUGUCAUCUACUGCCUCAUUCGCAGGGAGUACCGCAAGGCCCUGCGUAGCCUGGUCUUGAAGUCAAGUCUGGCAAUUGCUUCCAAGGACUGCCUCUCGGCAGUCAAGUCCAAUGAGGGCCAGAACCGCGACGGGCAGCUGGGCAUCCCGCUCAACAACAUGGAGAGCCAAACGGCCCAGUCUUACACCAAGAGGUCAGCACUGCCUUCUACCACUCUAUCGCUGGCUCCCAGUCCCAAGAGCCUCUGUCCUCUCAAUGAGCUCACCUGGGGAGGAUAUCACUGACCCUCAGACAUAUAUUAAUUAGAAGCUUCAAUUCAGUUAAAGUUUGUUGGGUUUUUUGCAUGGGUAUGUCCCCCACACGACAAACCUUUUUUUCCUUUACCAAAGACACAAAGUUGUCUAUAUUAUGAUGAAACAAAUGUCUUGUUUCCUUUUGUAUGCAUAUACAAGGCAAGGAUGUGGAUUUUUGUGGACAUCAUCAGGACAUUCCUUCUCAUUGGCUUUAAAAUUAUGCCAUAGUGUUUUUCUUAAAUUCUACUUAAUUAUGCAAGGUUAAAAAAAAUCUAAUCAGGACACAAGUUAUCAACAUGUUACUGCAUCUUAUUUUGAGAUGGAAUGUAAAAUAAAUUCUUAAGACAAAAAAUUUGAGCCCAGCUCAGAAUGUUUGUUGCACAUGAAGUCUUAAAUACUUAUCAUUGUUUAGACAACAUCUUAGCCAACAUUUACCAGAAAUAGUGGGACAGGAAACACAAUAAUGUUGAAGUAAAGACCCCUGCUGUCACGGCAUUCAGAGGAAGAAGGUGAGGACCAAGGUGCAGCGUGAUACGUGUUCAUAUUAUUUAUUCGAAACUGAACACUAAAUACAAAAUGACAAAAGGAAUAACCGAAACAGUUCUGACAGGUGAUACAAACACUAAACAGAAAAUAACCACCCACAACUAACAGUGGGAAAACAGGCUACCUAAGAAUGGUUCUCAAUAAGAGACAACGAUAGACAGCUGCCUCUGAUUGGGAACCAUACCAAGCCAAAACAUAGAAAUACAAAACCUAGACAUACAAACAUAGAAUGCCCACCCACAUCACACCCUGACCAAACAAAAAUAGAAACAUACAAAGCAAUCUACGGUCAGGGAGUGACACCUGCCAACUAAUAUCAACACUUAUAUUUCGUUUUGCAGAAAAUAUUUGCCUUCUGUAAGUUUUAAGAAACAUUGCCUUGUGCCUUGUCAUUCCUUCACCAAGAACCCACAUAUCUUCAAUACAUUUUCAAACUUCUCUCCCUCAUGAGGAGGGAGGAUAAUAAAAGUUCACAGAAGUAACAAGUAAAGGUAGACCUACCAAUUAGCUAUAGUAUUUUUACUGAAAUCAAGUUUGUUGAGUGAUUAAUACACAUAAUUCUGUUACCAAAUCAGUAUGUGGUCUUGUUUGGGGGCGGAGCUCAUUGCAAUAAUAGCCAGUGUGUAGAAUAAUACCCAAAUAUGCAAAAUAAGUACAGUAUAUGCAUUUUAUGCAUGUCUAUAUAGUACAGAUCAGGGACCCAUAAUGUAAUUCUGUUACCGUAAUUUCGUUACCAGAUGUAAAUCCAUUUCACUUACUGUGGUUAAAUGCCAUAGCUGACACCCCAUUAUUUCUGCAGACAUCUUUGAAUCUUCAUUCGGAGCAGAUAAUUAAGUUUUUGGAAAACGUGGUCGCAUAAACUGAAGGAGAUUUUAGCGUAAUUCUGUCAUCAAACUUUGCAUCUGCACAUUUCUUCUAGUAAAUGUGUUUUUGUGACAUUUUCUAUGUACAUUUUUCAAAGUAGUCCUUGUGCAUAGAGUUGUAUGGUUUGUUAAACUUUGAAAUCAAUGGUUUUUGUUUGGCAUAUAUUUUAAAGUGAAAGAUAUGAGUCAAAGCGUAAUUCCGUUACUGUGGCAUUACCCAAUAGCAUUAUUUCUAACCAUGCUAAUUUGUAUGUCCUCAUCACAGACAAGUGUAUUCAAAUUAUCCUGCAUCUUCUGGUCUCCCCAAGAGGUAUAACAAAAAUAACAGGGACAAACAUUGUUGGGAAGAAACUGUUUUUAGUGACACAAUGUCUUGUAAGAUUUCAAAUAAACUCAAAGAUGACUGAGAUAUAAUUUUGAGACAAAACUGUUGGGAACCAGUUGUAUAAUGUACUCAAUAAACCACUUCAGCUGAACUGAAUUAACCAGUGGCGUAUCUCCAAGUUACAGAUGCAAGGUAAAAUUAUGUUGUACAAAUGCCUAUGUUGUCAGUCUGCUAUUGGUCACAGAAUAAUGUAACUUUGGUUGGGAAUGUUAUGCAUCCAACUGGGCACAGAUGCUGUAUCAAUUCCAUGUCUAAUGUUGUUUCAUUGAAAUGACGUAGAAACAAUGGUGAUUCAACCAGUGGGAUUGAGCUUCAAAUGAUUGUUUUGCUUUAGCAUUGCUAAUGUUUAACAUACUUUUAUUGGGAUAGGUUCUCACAUUUCAUAUAGUUGUUGAUAAAUAAUGCAUUAUUGAUGAUGGUUGUCAGUUUUUUGGUGAAGCGCUAUUGUUGCAUCUGAUAAAGAUUGUUACAUAUUGUAUAUUUGUAUAUAGUACUGUUUGUGCUUC